Molecule: messenger RNA, 391 nt
Organism: Rosa chinensis
Lineage: Eukaryota; Viridiplantae; Streptophyta; Magnoliopsida; Rosales; Rosaceae
Product: bifunctional purple acid phosphatase 26-like
Exons: 2
Coding region: 50-376 (108 amino acids)
Molecular function (GO): acid phosphatase activity
Source: RefSeq, a predicted model, not a curated record
AAUGUACAAUCUUUUUUGGGGUCAAAUAAUCUAUUCAUCUUCAUAAUGAAUGAGAUUCAUGUUCUUUUUUUCUUUCCAUUCUUUGCAGUAUAGAAUCUCAAAUAUACACUACAACGUAACAAGUGGUUACCAGUACUUCAUACCAGACAAGUCGGCUCCUGUCUACAUAACUGUUGGAGAUGGAGGGAACCAAGAAGGUCUUGCUGGAAGGUUUAGAGAUCCACAACCAGAAUAUUCUGCAUUCCGAGAAGCGAGCUAUGGGCAUUCGACACUGGAGAUUCAUAACCGGACACAUACACUUUACCACUGGAACCGCAAUGAUGACGGGAAGAAAAUGGCAACUGACGCAUUUGUAUUGCAUAACCAGUAUUGGUGAGUGUAGUCAUGCAUU